Molecule: messenger RNA, 6201 nt
Organism: Zymoseptoria tritici IPO323
Lineage: Eukaryota; Fungi; Ascomycota; Dothideomycetes; Mycosphaerellales; Mycosphaerellaceae
Exons: 4
Molecular function (GO): protein binding
Source: RefSeq, a predicted model, not a curated record
ACGCGGCCGACAAUGAGAGGGAUGCUGAACGGUCACCGUCAAAGUAGCUACUUUUCCGAGGCCCCACCAUCUCCGUCGUCGACUGGAUUUGGUGGCUCUUCGAAGACGACUGCCGCCCGCAGAUCACAGCACUUCUCCAGCGGCGAGAAGACAACCAUAAUCCGGGACACAGCCCUUGCUCUAAAGCGCAAGUCGAAUGCAGAGCUCGGGCACGGAAUUGCGGAGACGGCCGACCAUGUCUCAUUCAUCGAGCUGGUGGAGUAUAUUCAUCAAGAGCGACUGUCCACUUUACCACACAAAGGAUCCAAAUGGGACACAUGCCUGAUCCGGGCGCUGUAUCUCGCCGAGCGGCUUCAUGCUUUUGAAGCUGCUCUCAACAACCACGCACACGAUAUUGAACAUGCUUGCAAACUCGGUUAUGGACACAUUCGUCUUCUGCUUGAUCUUGGACAUGAGAACUCCGAGGCUUUGGAGAAAGCCUUCGCCUUCUGCUAUCGUCUCAGCUCUCAAGUUUCUCAACUGGUCGCAAGGGCCGAGCUGCUGAAGCUUUCCGCAUCGACAUACGAACAGCUCUCGUACAUGUACACUGACCUGCUCUCGUUGGUGACCGACAUUGCUGUUACUUUCUACAAGGCUGUCCACAGCAGCAGCAGCACAGUAUCUGUCGACAUUUACGAAGAGUUCGGCGAUGUCAUUGUCACAUUCAGGGAGCGACGAGAGGCCGUGACGAACUCCAUCUGGCGGGAAACUACCGGAGAGGAUGUGGUCGAUGUCGCUGUGCUUUCCAGAUGGCUCUCGCCUCAGGACCGAGUACUGACAACACUGGCGCUGGACUACUCACUGCUCGCGGAGGACCUCGUCGGCUGCGUAUGGUUCCAUGAUGAUCUGGCCAAGUUCAUCAAGGGUUCAGAGAAGAUCCUUCUGAUCAACGGCAACGCUGGGUCAGGCAGAACGACACUCGCCGCAAGUUUGACCGAGCGCUUGCAGCGACCUAUUGCGAAGAAGCAGUAUGCCACUGCCUUUUGCUCCGUUGGUGCCGCCACAUCGCAGGCGAACACUCUCUACAUCGUCCAAGUUCUGCUGAACCAGCUUUUGAACCUGAGUGUCGGUAAUGCACAUGUCUACGAUUCGAUCGCCGAAGCCUAUGAGCAAUCCAAGCACACCUCAGAUCCCACCAGAUACGAAGAUCUACUAUGGCAUGCUUUGGAGGAUGCCCUCCGGAAUCCACUCGCCAAGGGUAAAGACACCGUUCUCGUUGUCGACGGGAUCGAAGAGAUCGCUGGAGGGAAGUCCGCAGGCCAGGCUUUGCUCCAACGUCUCGUCCGAGCAGUCGAGCAGGGUAAAGGUGUCAAAAUCAUCGGUCUGGCCCAGUCUCUGGCACUUCCUAGCGGCAGCAAGGCCAAGCUGUAUCAGAUCAAGACCGCCGACACCAGAGACGACAUGCACGAAGUCGUUUUGAGGUGUCUUAUCGACCACCCGCACUUCAAAGCUCAGACUGGUCGCGAACAAGAGACAACAGUAAGCCAGGUCAUCACGGCGAGCAAUGGAUCUUUCCUUCACGCUACACUCGUGAGUGAGCUGUUGAAGUUUGAGAAGACUCUUGAGAAUUUCGCCGAGGCGGCUGGGAAGCUCAACCCGAAGACCACCGACGAGGACCUGCUUCACACUCUUAUUGGCCAUCUAGGUCUCUCGGACGAUGCGAAGACUUUGCUCUCGUGGCUCGCACACACUGCUCGACCUCUGACGAUUGAGGAGAUCGGCUGCCUCUUUGCUAUGGAUGUAGCUCACGCUGCAAGGAAUGAGCGCCGUGUUCAUGUCCACGCUCUGGCCCACAAAAUUGCUCCUUUACUCACGAUAUCCGAAGAUAUCAUGUCGUUACGCUACAAAGUCGCUACACGCAACUUGCUGAGCUCAAAGAAAAUCGCCCUGAAAGAGAAGACAGAGACCGAUUUGCUCCACCGUGUGCUUCUGUACGCCAAACUCACCCUUCCAACCAAGAGCGAGCCAAGUCUGGAGUGCUCUGACCGAUCUAUCAUCGCUCACUCCUUCUCACACCACCCGCUCCUCGAAUAUGUCAUCCGGCACUGGACCUGGCAUCUUCAGCAAGCCACUGGCAUCGCUCCUGGGAAGCCGUCUGAUAUCAAGGUCACCACGGAACUGCAGAAAUGUUUCCCGCACAGCGUGACCAUGCCUAUUCUCGAGAACAUGUGUUGGGACUUGCAGUACCCCGGCUCGUUCGAGGUCCAGCUGCAUGAGCUUGCGGCAAGGAUUCGUUCCAAGAUCUUGACCGAGAAGCAUCCAGCGACCUUCCAGUCCUGGCUUAAUGCUGCCGGGUAUUACCUGGAGACUGACGAGACCAAGCGAGCCUGCUCACUCUACUACUACGUUUGCACACUAUCCAAGGAAAUUCUGAGCGUCAAUCACCCGAUGACUGUUUCUUUGCUGCAGCUCUUUCUCCGUAUCAGUGAGGGUAGCUGCAGCGGAACGACCUCGAGGACGGACAUCAUCACACACCGCGAACAGAUCUUGAUCCUGCUGAUCACGGCUUAUGAGCGUCAAUUUGGUGCAAGGGCGGAGAUUACCAUACAAAUCCGCCAGCAACUCUACGAACUCUACAUCCAGAUCGAGGAGCAUGAGCAUGCGGAGGCAAUUCUCAUCAUCAUUCGCGACGGACACCACCAUCACCACCAGCCGAAUGGCGACCAUGAGCACGACCGGGAUGGCCAUCUUCAUGUCAACUUGCGCAAGAAGAAACAUGGAGGAGAGAUCGACACCUACGACGGAGACAUCUUUGACGAUGACAUUGAGGAAGAAGAGAACACUCGAAUCAUCGAGCUGACCGAGAUCAUGGUCAUCAUCCGCCGAAUCGAGGUGCUCAUCUCUGAGAAGCAUUUCCUCCAAGCCGAGCUUCUCUACCUCAGUCUCUGGCAGAGGAUCUCCAUCACUUGCCGCACGACGCUCUUGGUUGAAUGGCAUGCCAAAAGGAUUGAGAUCAUCAUGGCCUACGCCAAAUUCCUAGAAACUCACAGUCGACGCACCGAAUCCAUCAGCUUGCUGAUUUCGAUCACCACGGAGUAUUGCUCGCAUGAACUUGCUUUUGCGCAAAUCAUUGUCGAGCUUCUGGUCAAGAUCGCUCGCACUCUGCGACACUAUGGAGAGUACUCUGCAUCUCUUACGAUUUACAAGCACGUCUGCUCGUACUACAAGAACGUUCACGUUCACAAAGAGGAGUCCAAGACGAUCACCGAGAUUGAGGAGGAGAUGGUCCAGGUAUCCGAAGAGAGUGUCAAGCACACCCAUUCGGAGACCACAACCACCACAACUCACACCGCGACCACAAGCUUUGCCAUGUUCCAGCUGCUCAUCACCAAGAAGUUUGACUCUUCAGUGAUGAUUAUUGCGACUCAGCUCAUCUCAGAGUUCAUCACAACCAAGAGCUGGUCGAAAGCUAUCGAAGUGAUUCAUAUCACGCUGGAGAGGUCCUGGAGCUCAUUCUUCUCGCAGACCAUCACUAUCUGCGAGAGGUACCGGGAGGAGAACAUCCGUAUGGUCGAGCAGCUUGCGCACUGUCACUUGCAGCUCCGCGACUUUGUUAGGGUGGAAGAGGUCUACUCGAAGUUCUUCAGGGCCACGCUCACCGUCAUCAAGGAAGUUGCUUUGUUCGAGAGAGCGAAGCUUCUCAUCAUCGGCUUCUAUACCUCUCGUGGCCACGUCCACGGCAUCAUCCAGAUCCACCAAGAGAUUCUUGCUGUCUACAGACUGGUCUACGGCGUCAGCCAUGAGCUCACGAUUGCACUUCUGUAUCAUCUUGGGUCGCUCUGCAGGACGGGCGGUAGGACCCACUACUGGCUCGAGUACUACCAAAACAUCUGCAUUGUUCUCAACCACGACAGCAAGCACUGCCAUCCGCGCGCCUGGGAAGCUGCUGUCAUCGUCGCCGAAUGCUACUGGGAGGAGCGCCGAUACAACGACUGCGUUACCGUCUACGCUCUCUUGUGGUCGACUUUUGUUCACAAGCACAGUCACAAGGAGUCCAAAUCGUUCUUCACCGAGAUCUUCAUCAGGUCCCUGUAUGAGCGCUACUAUAGCUCGCUGGAAGAGACGCAAUGCACCAUCGAGGUGCUGUACACUGUCUGCAAAGAGUACCGCGAAACAUGCAAGAGCUUUUUCGGAGCCACCUCGGUCAUCUCCAUCGAGGCAACCAUUGCCUUGGCGAGGUUCUGCGAACGUACAGAGAAGUACUCCGAGCACUCAUUGUCUCUGUACCAGGAAGCUCUGAAGAUUGUCACUGAGACAAAGACGACUUCUACAACCAUUGACGUUCACGAAGUCAAGUCGAGCCUGACUCGGAUCUACCGCAAGCGUGUCAUCAGCUCGUCGUCCACAUCCAUCUCGGAGGAGACGCUCACUCAAGCUAUUGAAAUCUACCAAUCGCACUUCCACGAAUGCUACACCAAGUAUGGCUACUCGCAUGAGACAUCCUUGAUUGCGCUUCGCGAGCUUGUUCAACUUUGGAUCCGCCGAGGCAAGACUGAAGUGGCUGUCAAAGAGUUGAUCAGAGUCACUGUCGAGAUCAUCAUCAAGGAGACGUCUUCUCAGAUCUUGUUCGAAUGCGCCUCCAGCCUCGUGCAGACUUUCUUCGCCUGCAAGCUCCAGGCGCAAUUGACCACCUUCGUUGAGGAGCUUCAUUACCAGCUCAUAGUCAGACAGAAGACUUCCAAGUCGACUUUCAGCGUCAUCGAGUGCAAGGAGACCAGCCUCUUCUUUCUGGCCACGAUCGAAUGGCACAUUCGGAAGGAAAUUUCCCUCACUCUGUCCGAAUUUGUGGCUAUCAUCACAGCGGAGCACGUCAUGUACAGGGAAUUCCGCUCGCUGGUCAACAAUAAAGCAAGCCUGGACAAGAUCCUUAUCGCCGCCGCACCUCUGCGAUACCUUCUGCUUCAGUGGAAGCGAACAACACUGGCCAACACAGUGGAACAAGAAGCAAUCAAGAUCUUCGUCGAGCGAGAGGCCUCGAGCGUGCAGCUGCUCAGCAAGAAGUCACCGCAGCAUUUCAUCGUCGGUAUCUUGGAGUAUCUCGGCAACCGCAGGUCGAUCAACUUUGUCGCUGUGGUCAUUCGAGCUUGCAACAAAAAGCUCGCCAGCCUCAUCAAGAAUUUGCAGUUCGAGGAGGCGCACGAUAUUGCUAAGAUGUGCUACUCCUAUGCUUCUUACCGCAAGGGCUUCCGAGGCGCACAUGGCAUCGGUCUCGGCUUCAAAUUGGCUUCUCAACUCGACGGCCGUGGCGAGAACUGCUGCCAGGACAAGGAAUUGCGCCAGAAGCUGCUCACGUUGUCGAACGGCAUCAUCAAAGACGUCCUCAAAUCCUGCCGCGAGCAAAAUAUCAGCCUUACUCGCAUCAAAUUGGCCGAGCUGAACGAGCUCAUCGCUCUCCUCGGUGAACAAAAGGACUGGGACACCCUCGAAGGCCUCCUCAAUGAGCUCUGGUCCACCCGUGAGGCUCAAAAAUCCUGGGACCCGAAGAUCAUGCUCCGCCUCGGCCGCCUCCUCAUCUGCGCGCGAUACCUCGCCGGCCGCCAGAUCAAGAGUAUUCGUCUGGCGGAGGACAUUUCAUACAAUAUGCGACGAGUCAAUGGCGCUAGAGGUCCCGCUACAAUCGAUGCGUAUGAUCUGCUCGCACAGCUGUACACGUCCAACGGGCAGUCUUACCAACGAGAAGCUGCGACGGAUAAGUCCGCUGCUUCGCUUGCCCAGGAUCACUUCAAGAAGUCGCUCCUCGUCCACGAGGAUAUCCUCCGCUGGCUACUCAGCGAAAGCUCAGACGGCACUGCCGCCGGCUCAGACGAUGACGACGACGACGACUUCGCCGCUUCGCUACUCGCUGAACACGGCGUGCAGCACCACAGCCACACCAACGGCGACGCUGCGCAAGAAGACGGCAGCACGCACGCCCGCCGCGGAGAACUAGUGAAGCGACACUUGCAGUUAUUGAAAUUGGACUUCCAGCGCCAUGGAGGGUUUCCGAAGGAGUUUGCUAGUUAUGAACGGUUGAACGCAGAGUUGUUUAGGACUUUUGGAGAGCAGUUGAAGGGAGUGGAGGGCGUUGAGAAGUGGUCGGCGAAAGUGUAUGGUGGAGGCAAGGCGGAAAGUCAGGAGGGAGUUUUCGCUAAUGAGGGGUAUUGGGAGAUUUUGAGGCCGGAG